Molecule: messenger RNA, 726 nt
Organism: Ilex paraguariensis (yerba mate)
Lineage: Eukaryota; Viridiplantae; Streptophyta; Magnoliopsida; Aquifoliales; Aquifoliaceae
Source: the annotation of a GenBank genome assembly
AUGCCCACUCAAUACUUGUUACUCUUCUUCCUUGGUUUGGUGGUUCUCACCACUCCUUCCAUCGCCGAUCACACCCGUGAUGUGGUGGGGGAUGAGGAGGAGCAACCACCUCUUGUUGAUCUGUCUGCUUUUCCGCAGAUGGAAACAACGGAGGAAACAGUAGCACCUAAGCACAAGGUAGAAGCACCAGCACACACUCCUGAGGAAGAAGCAGAACUAAUGGAGGAAGCACCUAAGGACAAGCACAAACACAAGCAUCCCCCAACACCACCACCAGCAGAAGCACCUCCGACGACGCCGGAGUCGCCGCCAGGGUCACCAACGCCACCUGCACCAGAACUUAAAAGGAGAACUGAGUUAUUGGAGGAUGCACCAAAGCACAAGCACAAGCAUAAGACCCCCCCAACACCACCACCAGCAGAAGCACCUCCGACGAAUCAGCAACCGCCGCCGUCCCCAACAACACCAGCAGCACCAGCACCAAAGAAGGGAAAUGAAAUGGAGGAGCCUCCAAGAUUCAGGGGUAAGCCACUAGCACCGCCACCACCACCCCUAUCACCACCAACUCCAAGUCCAAAAUCUCCACCGAAGCAGAAUCCACCAAAGAAUGCUCAGCCUCCUCCACCACCACCAACUGGCGCGCCAAACCCAAAAUCUCCGCCAAAGCAGAAUCCACCAAAGAGGGCUCAGCCUCCGCCACCGCCUAUCACUAGUUAUGACAUCUGA